Cylindrotheca closterium is the source of this 408-nucleotide messenger RNA. NCBI's taxonomy places the organism in Eukaryota, Bacillariophyta, Bacillariophyceae, Bacillariales, Bacillariaceae. The record is from the annotation of a GenBank genome assembly.
AUGAACAAAGCAACAAAGAAGGCCAUGGGAUUUCUUCUAAAUCCCUUGCACAGUUUGCAUCUCAGAGGAGGAGCAGUUCGUGUCGAAGGAAUGAUAAUGAGUAACACACCAAAGAAGAGUUUUACCAUAAGACUCGGCGGCAUCUUCCGUUCGUGUCGUAAAGGUUGCCAAGUGGAAGUAUGCGACUCUCCAAGCGCUGACGAAACCAGCACCUUGAAAUUGGAAGGACUGGAGAUUCUCAGAAAUAUUGCUCUAUUGAAGGAUGGGAUGGAUAAAAUGACCGAUGCAGAAUGCGACAGCCAUGUCGCCAUCGUUUAUCAAUCGUGGGCGAGACUGCAAAUUCAAGCACUUUACAAACGUCUCGACGAGAUCAAAGAAGAAGUUGAGCAGGAAGUAAUAUACCGGUAG